This is a messenger RNA of Silurus meridionalis, 1696 nucleotides long. RefSeq names its product gamma-aminobutyric acid type A receptor subunit alpha6a (gene gabra6a). NCBI's taxonomy places the organism in Eukaryota, Metazoa, Chordata, Actinopteri, Siluriformes, Siluridae. The coding region runs from base 77 to 1390 and encodes 437 amino acids. The record is from RefSeq and is a predicted model, not a curated record. Gene Ontology annotation, cellular component: postsynapse; GABA-A receptor complex; neuron projection. Gene Ontology annotation, biological process: gamma-aminobutyric acid signaling pathway; nervous system process; synaptic transmission, GABAergic. Gene Ontology annotation, molecular function: benzodiazepine receptor activity; GABA-A receptor activity; GABA-gated chloride ion channel activity. The transcript is spliced from 10 exons.
AGUCUCAAACCCAAGUCAUGGAUUUUCUCUCUCGCUGUUAGAGGCAUCUGUAAGCACUUAAAGACUUCUGGACAAAAUGGAUAAAUUAUUCGGAAUGUAUUUAUUACUCAGUAUUGGGAAAGUAAUAGGAAACCAACAUGAGGAAAUAAGUCCUGAAAACAUCACCUGGAUCCUGGACCAGCUUCUUGAAGGCUACGACAACCGACUGAGGCCUGGAUCAGGAGGUUUAGUCACUGAAGUCAAGACAGAUAUAUUUGUCACCAGUUUUGGACCCGUAUCAGAUGUCGAAAUGGAGUUCACCAUGGACAUGUUUUUCCGACAAAUGUGGGUGGACGAGAGGCUGGCGUUUAACGGUCCCUUCGAGAUCCUGCGCUUAAACAACCGCAUGGUGGACAAGAUUUGGACUCCAGACACUUUUUUCCACAACUCGAAGAAAUCCAUGGCUCACAACAUGACGACGCCUAACAAGCUGUUUCGCAUCAUGCAGAACGGCACCGUCCUCUACACCAUGAGGCUGACUGUAAAUGCAGAGUGUCCCAUGAUGCUGAUGGACUUUCCCAUGGAUGGCCAUAUUUGUCCUCUCAGCUUCGGAAGCUAUGCCUACACCAGUAGUGAGAUUGUUUACACGUGGAGGAAAGGCCUGAACAAGUCUGUGGUCGUCCCUCCGGAGUCUUCCAACUUACUGCAGUACGAUCUCAUCUCACAGACGCUUUCCAGCAAAAUACUGAAGAGCAACACAGGCCAAUAUUCUGUCAAGAUGGUUCAUUUCUUCCUCCAAAGGAAACUUGGUUAUCAUCUGAUCCAAACAUACAUCCCUCUCAUCAUGGUGGUUGUCCUGUCCCAAGUGUCGUUCUGGAUCAACAAGGAGUCCGUGCCUGCUCGCACUGUGGCUGGAGUCACCACCGUCCUCACCAUGACCACGCUAAGCAUCAGCGCACGAUCAUCUCUACCCAAAGUGGCCUACGCUACAGCCAUGGACUGGUUUAUCGCUGUCUGCUUCGCCUUCGUUGCCUCGGCCCUGGUGGAGUUUGCCGCCGUCAACUACUUUGCCACGCUGGAGGCCGACAGGAUGAGACGUCGACUCUCCAGAGCGUCCGUGCUGGAGUUCAUCGCUGAAGGGAGUGACGAUGAAGACGAAUCGACGAUAUCUGACACAAGCACAGGACAAAGGAGAAGGAUGAACUCCGCUUCGGAAGCCCCCAAAAUGCGCCUGCCCAUCUUCCUUCAGCAGGGUUCAGCCGUCCCACCCAACAUUGCGCUGGCUGGCCCCAGUGUCAUUGACCAGUACGCUCGUGUGCUGUUCCCACUCGCAUUCGCGCUCUUUAACAUCAUGUACUGGUACAUUUACCUCAGCAAGGAGGCCGUGGAGAAAUUAAGGGAGAUGGACUGAGUUUCUCCAGUGUGCGGCGUGCAGAAGAAUAUCUGUGGCUCUCAAUUUUCCUUCGCUCUUCCCUUCGACUCUUUCUGUUCCGCUCUCCUCUCCUGUCUCUGAGGUCUGAUGACGUCUGAUAGAGCACAGGCCUGUGUGACAGCUUGACGAGUGUGUGUAUUCUGUCACCCAUAUGGGUCUGUGAUCACACCCAUGCCCCAUGUUCCCUCUCUGCUGGAUUUUUAACCCUGUGCAUGGAGAAAUGUGUCCUGCUUCUGUGGCUGAGUGAGCCACACACACACACACACACACACACACACACACACA